AUACUAAAUUGAUUUUGACAAUGCUGGAGAUGCUACUUACUAUUCUAUUGAGUUGUUUUAUUUUACAACACAGCGUGAAUGGAUCUAUGACCAUAUACAUAUAUGCAUGCUUGCAUACUGUGUUUUAGGUGCUGUGUUUUUUUUUUCCUUUGGCUUAUUUUGUGCACUGUUAAAUGCUUAUGCUGGUGUCUAUACUGCUACUGCUGCUGGCUUACAGAGCUCAGACUCUCCUUAGCUCUAGCAGCGGAUUGGUCUCUCUCUUAAAGUGCUGGCCAAGGGUUGGUUGCAGGGACUGCUGAAUAACAGGUGCAUUUUGCUGCUCUGUCGCCUUUGAAAGAAGCAGCCGAGGAACACUGGUGCAUCUGUUCUGUGUUGAGAGAGAAGCAAAGGAGAGAGAAGACAGCAAACGUGUACAGGAAUGUUGCUAAUCGAAUAGACAAGGGGGUACACACACGGAUGCUUGGGAAGAAAAGGAAAAAAAGAAGGCUGGUUUAUUUUUUAAGGAAAAGCAACGGAAAGUAAGGGAUGCAAGGAUGCAUAUUGUGCUAAACCUUGGAUGGAUGGCAUAUUUUUAGCUGAUUCAGCAGCUGCUUCUGGUAUUUUGCUCUACACAAGAAUCUGAUGGAGGAAUGUUUUCUGUUUCUGAUUGGUGACAUUUGAAUGCAAAAAAUUUGCCCCCUUCCUUGUGGGGAGCUGUGCUGAUGAUCCAGCUUCUUAAGGCUCAUGUGUUUUGGGGGGUGAAAGGAAUAUAGGAUGAGUGAAGUGGCUGCCUCCACCUCACCACCUGUACGUCCGGCAGCUGCUGAAGAGGCUGCAGGUGGAAACACUACGGAAGAAGAGGAUGGGGCACCAAACGCUCGGGAGGUGCGGUGUAGUGACUGCAUUGUAUGGAACAGGCAGCAAACGUGGCUAUGUGUAGUGCCUCUCUUAAUUGGAUUCAUUGGCUUGGGUUUAAGUCUGAUGCUCCUAAAGUGGAUCGUAGUGGGAUCUGUAAAGGAUUAUGUCCCUACUGAUUUAAUAGAUUCCAAGGGUAUUGGCCAGGACCCCAUUUUCCUUUCGAAACCAAGCUCUUUUCCAAAAAGUAUGGAGACUACAACUACUACCACUACCACCAGGACUCCCAAUCAAAUUAGCACCCGUUUAACUACUACUACACGGGCGCCCACACGCGUCCCAGAAAGCAGAGUACCUAUGUGGGCAAACCCUAGAACCACAACAGUGCGCCAUGCUGUUGCCCCUCCUACUGUCACCUCCACCACUGUCCCCCCAAGCACGACCACUUUUGUUUCACGCCCACUUCCAGGGACCACAACCACCCAGCCAAUGCCCAUCUGGCCCACUGCGGAAUAUUCUACCUCUUCUUACAAAAUUUACCUUCAUAUUUCCACCGAAUCCUGGACACAGUCUCGUUUUCAGGAGUCUACCACUACCACCACCCCGGAAACUACCACUAUGCCCAAAUAUCAUACUACCACCUACUUCACAGAGAGGUCUGAGCACUUUAAACCCUGCAAAGAUAAGGAUCUCGCCUACUGCUUAAAUGACGGGGAAUGCUUUGUUAUAGAAACGUUGACAGCAUCUCAUAAACAUUGCCGGUGCAAAGAGGGCUACCAUGGUGUACGUUGUGACCAGUUCUUACCGAAAACUGAUUCAGUACUAUCUGACCAAAACCAUUUAGGAAUAGAAUUUAUGGAGAGUGAAGAGGUAUACCAACAGCAGAUCCUGUCAAUUUCCUGCAUCGUCUUUGGCAUUGUAUCCGUGGGUUUGAUUUGUGCCGCAUUCUACUGCAGAACAAAAAGGCAAACAAAAAUAAUUCAGGAGCAGCUAAAAGACUUACAAAAUGGGAAAAACUAUAGUCUCCAUGCAUCUAGUUUGUUAUCAAAAGCAAAGAACUUUGGAGAAAGCAGAGUUCAACUGCAUAGUUAUUCAAAGUCUGAGAGGAAUCCAGAGCCUAUAAGAGAGAAUGUUAUGGAAUCCAGUUUCUCAGAAACACAGCCCUUCUCAAAUAGCACAGCAUCAGACAGAGAAAAUCAGUCGAUAAAGCAUCAUAGGAGCCUUUCUACAUGCUGCAGCCCCAGCCAAAGGAGUAGGAUGCUGCAGAGAAAUGCCUUUCGGAGAACUCCACCACUGCCCAGGAGUCGCCUCAAUGGCAGUACAGGGCCAGCAUAUCAGCAGCUGGAGGAGCCUGGACUUACAGAUCAGGACACAAUACCUUGCCAAGGGUGCUCCUCCACUGAUUUGUCUCAACAGAAUAGUUCAACAAAUAUGCAACUGCGUUCAAAAGAAACACAAUCCUAUUUUAAUAACACAGAUCAAAAGGACUGUGUCAGUUUUUCAAUGUCUAGGGUCAGCUCUAUUCCUAUCAUACACUCAGUGGGGCUAGACGAUGCCUGUCUGCAAAUGCAGAAUGUUUCUGAAGUGUCAGGCAUCAAACUGUGCAAAAACUCCUAUUCCAAUGAACUUGUGAAGGUGAACAUUACACCCAGCAACUGUCUUAUAGCAGAGCAAAAAGAAGUCAAAAUUUUGCUUGAAACUGUUCAGGAGCAGAUACAAAUUCUGACCGAUGCAAGAAGAAGGUCAGAGGACAUUGAAAUCACUUGUCUAGAGAUGGAGGAAAGUGCCAGUGAGAAUACAGCUUUCCUGCCCCUGAGUCCAAAAACAAAAACUGACCCAGAGGCACAAUUUGUCUUAAGAAAUGAAAUGCAUAGGGACUCAAUGCUCCAUGUGUGAUUUUGGCUGUGGACUACUCUGUCGGAUGCUUAGCAUAACAGAACAUGUGCGAAAAUAAGAUGAAAGGAAAUAAAUUAUUUAUAUGCAUUAAUUUAAGAGCAUCUACAUAGAAGAAACCAAAUAGUCUAUCGCCCUCAUAUCAUAGUGUUUUCUAAACAAAAUAUUUUUUUAAGGGAAAGAAAAGUUUGUGGAAAGGAGAAGCAUACAAUGGGUACAUUGAUGUGUUAAACUAUAUCUUCUGUUAAUUUUUAACCCCUUCAAAUGCUGGUGGCUAAUUCAUUCAAAAUGCUUUAAAAAUUCUUCCAGGUGCAAAGUGUUUUAAACUAACAUUGGGGGUCAAUAUGAUCUUUCCACUCAAAGGGCCAAAAGCAUUACCAUUGGAAAACCAUUACUUGUAUUUUGUUAUAACAUUUUAUUGACAAUGACAGUAAAAUACCACAACUAUCCCAAUGAAAAAGAAUUACAGUUAUGAUGUGUAUUCAGUUUUCCUGUUGUGUUAUUUUUAAUGUUUUUCAUUUCUGGACACUUAACAUUCACAUGUGCCAAACUACAUGCUUGCCUAUUUAACACAAGAGAUGUCUGACCAUGACUAGAAUUUGGGAGCAUCUAAGGGAUGACAAAAAUCUUGUUCAACACAAUCGUCCUGGAUCUGUGAAUCAAAUAAAAGUAUAUUAUGUAUCACUUAUGAACAUAGCACAACAACAAUAUGGGCUAAAUCUUUUUAUUUUUACUGGUGGCAGUGUCUUUGUUAUUUGCAUAACAUUUUGUGCCACAUUUAUAGAAACUUUAAGGUUUUAAAUUACAGAUGAAUUGGUGUGGUUGCUCAAUGACACAUGGACCAUGCAUCCAGAGUUUUCAAGGGCUUCUGAGAAUAGAAAAAAAAACAUAUUAUAUUAAAAUGUAUGUGCUUUUUCUAAACAAGAAUGGGAAGGACUGAACAUCUAUUGAGCUGGCUUUAGAAAUAAAGAGGUUUCAUUAGCCAUAGGUGUUGGGAUAGAUCACUGUUUAUGUUACUUGAAGGUAUUGUAUCAUCAAAAACUAAUAACUAUGUUUCUUUUUUUUCUUGGAAAGUUUUCUUGCUUACCGUGCAGCCGCUUUUAUAGGGAAUUGUCUUAAUUUUGUUUAACACAAUCAUUCAAAUAAAAAUGUAUAUCACUAACGACUAUAUCACAAUAGUCUUAAAUAAGCUUAAAUGGUCACUACUCACUUCCCUUGCAAAAAUACUUUGUAUAAGUUAAUAUACAACUCAACACUUAGAUUGACACAGUAAAUUUUACUUAAGGAGAAAAUACGGCAAAAAAUAUAUUAAAAAAAUUCAGAAGGUAGCCUUCAAUAUCUGUAAACAGAUAAGCACCCUUUUCAAUGGGGUUAAAGGGGGUACUCCGGUGAAAAAAUAUUUUUUUUAAUCAACUGGUGCCAGAAAGUUAAACAGAUUUGUAAAUUACGCCAAUUAA
Molecule: messenger RNA, 4184 nt
Organism: Hyla sarda
Lineage: Eukaryota; Metazoa; Chordata; Amphibia; Anura; Hylidae
Gene: NRG3
Product: neuregulin 3
Exons: 9
Coding region: 754-2730 (658 amino acids)
Biological process (GO): nervous system development; intracellular signal transduction; animal organ development
Molecular function (GO): chemorepellent activity
Source: RefSeq, a predicted model, not a curated record